This is a messenger RNA of Brugia malayi, 10710 nucleotides long. RefSeq lists its product as uncharacterized. Gene Ontology annotation, biological process: synaptic signaling. The transcript is spliced from 64 exons. The coding region runs from base 1 to 10710 and encodes 3569 amino acids. Gene Ontology annotation, cellular component: plasma membrane. Lineage: Eukaryota; Metazoa; Nematoda; Chromadorea; Rhabditida; Onchocercidae. The record is from RefSeq and is a predicted model, not a curated record. Gene Ontology annotation, molecular function: protein binding; zinc ion binding.
AUGCUCUUCUCGGGAAGUUCUUCCGCAAAAGUCAAAAAGGAUGAGAAAAAGGAGAAGAAAUUGGAGAAAGAUGAUCGAUACGAUAUUCAGGAAGCUGUAUUUAUGCGCUGGGCAAAUUCAUUGGCUGAUGGAGUAGUGAAAGAACUAAACGAUAUUUUUGAUACAAAAUUUCUAUCUAUUUUUACGCGACUUAUUACGGGCGAUUUAUUUAUAAGCUCGGGUUCUCGAGUACAGGAUAUAUCAAAUGCGUUUCGCCUUGUCGAUAAUGAUGAACGUUUCAGCCAGAUAAGCGUCAACGAACUUGUUGAUGGAAAUCCUCGAGCUGUAUGUUCCGCUGUUUGGCAGCUUGUACAGGUUUUUUGGAAAAGAUUCGCUCCAGCUGAUGUUCGUGAUCAGAAAAUGGCUGAGGCACUGAAAGAUUGGUGUGUUGAACGAGCGCAACGCUUUGAAGUGCAAAUUAAUGAUUUCAUCUCAUCAUGGAGAGAUGGCUAUGCUUUAAAUGCUAUUUUACUAUCAUAUAACCCAGAACUAUUCAGUAUGAAUCAGAUACGUGACAUGCGGGCGGUUGAUCGCAUUGAACAUGCAAUGAGCCUAGCCGAACGUUAUGUCAAUACUCCACGUCUUCUUCAUCCGAAAGAUUUUUCCAGCGAACGUUUGGAUAUGAAAAGUGUUGUAUGUUAUCUCAUGGUACUUUAUCUCUCACUCACAACUGGAGUUCCAUCACCGGAACCGGAACCUCAGUCUCAUCCUGAACUACAAUCAUCUGAACAAGCUGCAGAAUCAUCGGAAUCUUCUAAAAGCACACAAAGCCCUGAGAUAACUAACCAAAAGGAUGAUAUAAAAAGCAAUUUUCAAUCCAUGAUAGAUUCAGUAAUGCAACCGGUAGAGAUUGCUCAUGCUGAGACGGAAUAUCCGGUGCGAAGAAGUCCCGAACAAUCUUCUUCUGCCCCAUCAUCCAGAAGGCACUCACAACUAACCAACGAAAAUAUCGAUACUGGAUCACGUAAAUCUUCCACAUCAAGUCAGAAAUCGGCCCGACGACGAGGUAAAGCGAUGGAAGAGACGGUUGUCGAAUUUGAAGAUUGCCUGGAACAUGUACUGGCAUGGUUACUCGAUGCUGAAGAGCAGAUUAACUGUAUGAAAUCUAUUGAAAAAGAUGAUGUUGAGCUAGUAAAGAGCCAAUUCAAGGAGCAUGAAAUGUUCAUGCAGUCACUAACCGAAAGUCAAGAUGGCGUUGGUCGAGUACUGCAUAGAGGCCAACAACUAGUGCAAAGAAUGGAAGAAGAAGGAGCAGGCGCAAUUGUAUCGCAAUUGCUGAUGGUAAAUGCGAAGUGGGAGCGGAUUAGGGAAGUUGCAAUGUCACGACAAAAUCAGCUUCAGCAUUGUUUGAAUACAGCUCAAAUCAAGCAGCUCGAAUCAAUCAGGAAAUGGCUGGAUAGUAUGGAAGAAGAAAUCCAAAAUGCGCCACCUCUGACAAUGAAUCGAAGUGAAAUUGAGCAAUUAAUCAAUGCCCAUGCAGCAAUUCAAGAGCGCAUCGAGAAUGAACAAAAGAUCGUACGAGGCUUAUCAACAUUUGUAGCUGUGAUAGACGAAUCAGACUGUCAUUUCUCAUACGAAAAUUUGGAAAAAUUGUUGCAGUCCGUUGGACAAAGGUGGAUGAGUGUCUGUGAGUGGGCUGAAAUGCGCGCGCAACAAUUAAAUGGUUUAUCGGAACUGAUCGCUCAAUACAACUCGGCUUAUGGAAAGAUUUUAGAAUGGCUUAAUAAUUGGGAAGAAGAUAUGGGAAGUUUACGGGCUGUGGAUGAAUUGAAGGAGGAAAAUGAAAUAGUUGAUCAGGUGUAUCUAAUACAGAAAUUCGAAUCUGCUCUACAGCAGGGUCAUCCUGAUUUUGUUCACCUUUCACAACUUGCCGUUGAAUUAAUCGAUAAACUUGACAGUACUAAUGGAACAGAUACCAAUCAAAUUCGGCGACAAAUUGAAACAGUUACCCAACGUUGGGAUAACAUUGUUGCUCGAAUUGAUGACCAUUCCCGUAUGUUAGUAAGGAGUGGAAAAGCAGAAGCACGACAACUUCGACCUGAUAGUAGUGAAGAAGAUUAUAUCACCAAGAAGACGAGUGAACAUCACUGUUUGGAAGUGGACAGUCAGUUGGAAAGUGAGCCUUUGUCUACAAUUCAGUUUACUUCACAUGAAACAACUGAUCCGAUGAUUUCUUCCUCAUCAACUCUUUCUGUUAGCACAGUAAUUUCACCAGUAGAUGUUUUCAUUGCGAAUGUGAGCCGUGUUACUGAUGAAUUGCAACCAUUACGUGAAUGGACACAUCAAUUUAAAAUUACUCGAAAUCCGGAUGAAUUCCAAAAUAUCGUACAAGACAAGCUGAAGGAAAUUAAAGAAAAGGAAGUAGAAGUAAGUGGACUGCAUGCAGAAUUGGAUCGAAUUCACAAUCUCGAUAUUUCUACUCCUCAACUACAACUUGCAAAUGAUUCAUUCCAGAACUUUACUCAGAUAUGGUCUGAUAUUGUUACCAGAAUAUCUGAUGCACUGAAUUCCUUGUCAGCGCAUGGUACCUUGAUUGGAGCUGAAAACGAUGAAGAAUUGGAACGAAUAGCAAGUCAAUUAAAUGAAUUUUUUGAAAAAUCCAAGAAUGUAGUUUCGAAUUGCGCUCAAAUACCACUAAGUGAACGGGAAGAACGUGUAAUUAAAUUACAGAAGCAAUUGCAAGAACAAGAUAAACAUAUUAGAUUUCUAGAAGUUAACUAUCCUAACAAAGAACAAAUUGGAGACUUGAAGAAACAUCUGGUGGAAUUGAAACAAUCGGUAGAUAAAUUGAUAGAAAAAGAUCCAAUUAUUGAACGUUUCGAAAAUUACUUACGUUCUACUUUUCCAUGUGCUGGCGACAUCAAUACGCUAAGCAUUGAACUUGAACGUUGUGACGAUUUACUGAAAGACUUGAAACAUUUAAAGCUAAAGGAUCCAAAAGUGGAGCAGCUGGAGAAAUUAGGAAAGGCAAAACGUGAUAGCCUGGCGGAUUACUUAGCAAGGAGUCAGCGAAAUGAUGAAAAGACAUCGGCAUCUGAAAAUAUGCUUUCUUUGUUGACGGAUCGUUUUGCAGCUUUAAAAAGUGCAAAACUAGAAGUACCUGAGCUGUAUAAACAGUUCAUGGAACUACAAAAAGAUAUUCAAAAAGGCUUGGCAAUUCAGAAGGAAUCGGUAAUUCUAAAUGAAGAAAUAAUGUUGAUAACAUUGAGUAGCUCAUCGACCAGUCGUGAUCGAAUCUUCCAAAAGUUGAAAAAUCGGAUGCAGCUAACUGUUGCUGGUUGGAGUACCUUAGAAGAUGAUAUCGAUGAAAAUAUAGCAUUAUUGGAAAAGGAAAAUAAGCGUUUUCAGCAAAGUGCGGUACGAGAAUUUCAACGAAAUAUGGAUGAGCUUCGACGUGCCAUCCAUGCAAGUCGUGAUGCAACAGAUGCAGAAGAAUUCAGCGAAUAUUUAUAUAAUUUGGAACAUUUAUGUGAAACAAUGGAAACGGCCGACAAAGAAUUAGAGAAUUUAUCUGGAAUAAAUGAACGAAUGGCGAAAGAUCUUAAUCAUGUACGUGAACAGCGUCAUGAAGUAUUGGUGCAGGCAAAGGAACGUAUCGAACAACUUGAGGCAGCUAUUCAUAACUGUGAACAGUUUGACAGUUCCUUAACCGAAUGCCAAGCCUGGUGUAAUCAUGUGCAGCUGAUCUUAUCAUGCCGAGUUGCAAAUGACAUUUCUGCAUUGGACGUACCUCAUGAAUACAAGAAUGCUUUUUCCGACGGAACGCUUAUUGCGCAACUCCAAAAGGAAUUCAAUGAUUUCGAAUACUGCAUUAGUGAUUUACGAGAAUUCGUUGUUAAAAAUACCAGUGACUGGGGUACACCAAAUCGUUUGCAAUUACAGCUGGAUCAUAUUACUAAUCAAUUCGAAGAUUUGAUGGCGAGAUUUGCUGAGUUCAAGCAACCAAUUGGUUUAGAAGAACGAGCAGAAAGAUUAUCACGAGAAAUAUCAGAUAUGGAAAAUAGUGUUGACGAAUUGACGGGUGUGCAAGCGGAGAGUUGUAAACAAGCUCUGGAUCACACCAGUGAAAUCACUAGAAGACUUGCUAUGGCAAGAAUACAUUUGGAUGAACUAACUGAAUCCGGAAAAAUGUUUGCCAAAGAACAGAUUUUAACUGCAACUGCUGCGCAAAUUUUAGACAAGAAAAUUAGCAAAUUGGAUGAGAAGCUGAAGAAUUUAAGUGCAAGGAAUACCGAAAUGGCAGAACGUAUGGAAAACUGUGUAAUAUCAUUGGACGUUCUAAACAAUGACAUGAAAAAAUUAGAUGCCGUAUUCGAGAGUGUAGAAUCGAGACUGAAUGCUUUCGUUCGGUCAGAAAACAUAGAAACGGUAGAUGCGGAUCGAGCAACCUUGGAAGAAUUAGUGGAAGACCUCAAUAAAGGUACGUUACUGUUGUCGAAAGCUGAAAAUGUCAUGCAACGAUUGACAAUGGACUCAUUCAAAGUUGAUGAAAGCAUAAUAGAGCAGCGGAAACGUCGAGCUGUACGCUUGCAAGGCGAUUUACGAUCCUGGAUUGAUGCUAUUAAAUGUGUCAGUGAGGACAAGACAGCACUGUUACAAAAGUUCGAAACUUUGCAUAGUCAACUGAAAGAAUCUUUGGCAGAAAUGGAACAAAUUGAAAAUACCGAGGUGUUGCUAGCUGCACUAGACAGGUGCAGAUCGGAUAAGAAUGUUUUCAUAGGACGGUAUCGUCGAUUAUUAAGAUCAGAUCCGGAAGCAGAAACAAAAUUUUCAGUGGUCCUUUCGGAAAUCGAAAAGCGCUGGAAUGAGAUGGAGAAGAAAUGUCAAAAAGCGCGAAGCAGUUCACCUACUGGAUCAGCACCUCCCCAACUGCGUCGUGAUACUAUCCAAGGAGAUUUUCGGGAUCAGAUCAAUUUAUUACAUGAUUUAUACAAAGUUGCUAAUGAUUAUCUGGAUUUUGAACGCUUUCCGGUUUCCUCCGUAAAUGAAUGGUCGAAACGUGUUCAGGAUGUUGACGAGUGGCUUCUUGAUUACACGGAAAGAUUGAAGGAAGUGGUUGAGGAAGGGCGUCGUUUGGCGAGUGGCGGUCGUAUGGAGCUUGAUGUUCACGAUGCCCUAGGCAGUCUGGAUGGAGUUGUUGAUUUAGCAAAUCAGAUAGAAGGAGCCUUGAAGGAAAACAAAACAAAUUUAUUUCCUAUACGAACUAAAGCGGAAACUUUAGAACGAGACAUCAGCGCAAUAUGGGAUAUACUGGACAAGUUUUCAUCCCGCGAUUUAUCGGAAUCGGCUGUUGCAAAUACUACUCAACGUGAUUUACUGGAUCAACAAACGCAGCUAGAUUACUUGCAACGACGAAGUGAUGAUUUGCACAGUUGUCUACCUGGAACUUCCGGAAAUCAACCAAAUACAAUAAUGGAUAAAGUUCAUGAUAAAAUUCAUGAUAUAGAAGAGAAAAUAAAUGCAUCAAUCAGGAAAAGUAAGCAGAAUAUAAAAGUACAAACAGAUAAGCCAUCAGAAGUAAUAACUAGUACAGGUGGACAAUCACUUACGGAGCAACAAGAAGUGGAUAUAAUUUCAACUACUAGUACAGGUGGACAAUCACUUACCCUUGAAGUACAGGAAGCAGAAGAUGACCAAUCAAGAGCGGAAUUAAAGAAAACGGAAUCAAAUAGUUCUGAACCUUUGGUAAUGGCAAUGAAAGUUAACGUUAUCGAAGCAUCUGAAUCGCUCAUGUCUUUGUUCAUCGAAAUGGAUGAAAUUGAGAAAGAAUUAAGUCGAGAUGAUCCAUUACCUUUCAAAGAUUUACAUCUGAAGAUGCAGAAACUGGAGGAAAUGAAUGAAAGUUUCAAAAAGGUUGAACGUGCAAUUGAUGAUUCACAGAUGACAAUGGAUUUGGUAGAAAAUGAAGCGGCACAUGAGCGACUUAAGUCACUUCGAGAUUGGAAGGAUCGCCGCACGAAUGAAAUAAAUAAACUGAUUAAAGCCGAAAGUAGCCUGGAGGAAAACAUGAGAAUCAGCCAGAAACUACUAGAUGAAAUUGGUAAAGCACUAGCUGAAAUAGAUAACCGCGAAAAAUCACCGGAGUUGGAAGAACUAGAGCAUUUUGCAUUUUCUUUAGAGGAUCGAUUACAACGGGUCUUAGCACAAAUACAACACACUUCACUAAAGGCAGAACCAAUACUAACACAUGUAAAUGAAGAAGAAGCCAGUCAACUUCGUGAUAGGUUACAAAGAAUCGGUGAACAGUGGAAAGAGUAUGAAAAUCUCAUUCGGGAAAAGAGACGUAGAUUGGAUGAACGUUUUGCGGAUGAAUCGGAACUGAACAACGAAGUGGAAUUACUCCAGUUUUGGUGUGAUGAAACAGAAACGGAAUGUGCCAUCAUUAUUAGUCCAUUGAAUUUGCCUGCUUUAAAAGAACUCGUAUUGAAAUUGGAGGAACGCUUACACAGCUACGAAAUGAAGCGUGCAAAUUUGCAAGCCAUUGAGCGUUUGAAAGAUCAUCUAAUUAGUGCGCAAUUGACGGAUCCAAGCAGCAAACAUCGAAUACGGCGAGCCGUAUCAGAAAUUGGGAAGCGUCUUAGCUCGAUUCGAAAUCUUCUGCGUGACCGAAAAUCAGAACUUGACAAUGCCGUGAAUGCUGCGGAAAAUUUCCAAGAUGAUCUGAAAAAAUUGCAGAACUUUUGUGAGCGAACGGAAAAAGCGAUUCAGUUAGUAGAAAGUGCGACAAUUUUCGUACCAUCCGGUACUGAUUUGGAUUACGUCCGUUCGCACGAGCGUGAAACUGACGAAAUUGCUAUCAGACUGGAAAAGCAAUGGAAAGAUGUUUCUUCAUUAGGUGAAGCAGUGAUCGAUGAACAGUUUGGAAUUGUCGUACAAGAUACCUUACGUAAAUGGAUAAGUGAUAAGGAAAAACUGGCUGUCACUGCUUGCUUGCCAACUUUAGAACACGAUUCAUCCUCAGUAACCUCAGAAGCCGUUGGCGAAGAGGAACUGACCAAUGAAGUACGAACUACUUUAUCGAGUAUUGCUGAAGAAAAAGAAUCUCACACAAGUGAGUAUGGAACUUUAAAUGAAUCUGUGGCGCUUGAAUCUAUUGCAUCAAAUCUGUCACCCAAAGAGCGGCUUCUAAUGGACACCAUAGUACAUAUGGGACACUGGUUAACGGAAACGGAACGUGACGCAUCUUUGACCGUCGAUUUGGCCGAUUCGGAAAGCAUAAGAAAUGCAGUCAUUCAAAUGCAGGCUUUUAUUGAUCAGUUAAAAAUGCGCUAUCUGGAUUUAAUCCGAAUUUUGGAUGAAAGUCAAAAUAAGGUAGUACGGGAAAGGAGUGAGGUAAUGACUGUGGAGUGUAAUAGGAUAUUGGGUGAAUGUCAGAGGCGAAAAAUGACAUUAACUAAAAUGCUGGAAGAAAGUCGAGCUUGGGAUAAAUUAAGAAAAUCUUUGAGUACAUGGCUUGCUAAUGUUCAAGAAAGAGUAGCUGAUGGCAGUAAGGUGGAUGCAGCUGACCUACAAACACUCAAGCAAGAGCUUAGCGAGAUUCAAGGAAUAGCUGAAAUAGCGGGAGAAAUGAAAUUCAAGAUGGAUGAACUGAAUGAGUGUAGCAACGCUUUACUGGAUAAUUACCGCGCUGAUGAAGGACAUAACUUAUCUCACACAAUCUCAAGGCUGAAUGCUUUAUGGAGUAAAUUUAACGAUAAUGUUCGUAUUCGUCGGGCGGUGCUAGAGGCAGCUCUUCGAGCUAGAAGUGAUUUCUAUUCCUCUCUAGAACAACUGGAAGAAUGGAUGAAUAGUGUUGAGAUGUCUUUGGUAGAGCUCAAUGAAAUGACAAUAAAUACACAAAUGCUUAAAGAUUCUGUUAAAAGAAAGAAAUGGAUCGAAGAUGAGAAGAGUAUACGAGCUGAUAUGAAUGCUCAUAAGGAUGUUAUCGGAUCAGUGGAAGAUAUGGGUGCUCAACUGACAUGUCGAGUGGAAGAUCUUAAAGAACGUGAACAUCUCAAAGAGCGGUUAAGUCAUAUCGAUAUCAGAUGGCGACAUCUGGUCGGAUUAGCUGAUGCUAUCAGAACCCGUCUAAUGAAUGCUCAGGAAGAAUGGGAAAAAUUAUUCACGCAGUUGGCUGAAAAUUUGUUUUGGGCUGAAGCACAAAGUAAAGCAUUACUUGAAGAACAACCAGUGGGUGGUUCGCUGGCUCGGGUACAAGAACAAACCAGUUUCGUCCAGAAACUUGAACAUGAAAUGAAGCUUCGUCAGCGUGAUGUUGACGAAUGUAUAACAUUGGCCCAUAGUUAUCUUAUGCAGCAUGACCUACGACCCCGAACGAGAAGUACCAGCGUUUUGUCGCCAGAUAAAGAAAAUGAUGAUGAGAAUGCGGAACUAAGACGUGUCGGUAUUCAAAUUAAAUCUGAUAGUGACCGUUUGGUACAGGAAUGGAAUGAAUUGCGAGAACAGCUGAAUGCCUGGGCAUAUAUCAUUCAUGAUGCAAAUGCAAAGAUGGAAAAAUUAGCAUCAGCUAUAGCAGAAUGUCAGUUGGCACUUUCAAAUAUGGAAGAACGAAUGGAACAACUUCGACCCAUAGAAGAAUUAAGAUUAGAAGAGUUAACAGCAGCAGUUGAUGAAAGUGAACAAUUGAAGGAGUAUUUAGCUCGAACACGAAUAUAUGUCGAUGAUGCAAAUGACUGGAGUGGGCAGCUGUUAGCAUCGGAUAUCGAACUGUCAUCUGAGCCAAGUGCGCAAUUGAAGUCAAUCAAUGAUAGGAUAACAAAGUUGAAAUCAGAUUUACGAAUUCGUACCGCGGCUUUGGAACGAGCUAUGACCGAUUUUGGUCCAUCGAGUCAACAUUUCUUAAGAGACAGUGUUCAGGCACCCUGGCAACGAGCUGUUUCUACUUCUAAUCAAUUACCUUAUUAUAUCAAUCACGAAACGGAAGUGACUCAGUGGGAUCAUCCAGCAAUGGUUGAGAUUAUGGAGGAACUCACCACUUUCAAUCAGGUCAAAUUUAGUGCUUAUCGAACAGCGAUGAAAUUGCGAGCAAUCCAGAAGCGUCUGUGUUUGGAUUUACUAACUCUGGAAGAUAUAGACUUGAGUCUGCAAGCUCUCAAUUCAAUGCUAGGUGAGCAGUGCUUAUCGAUGAAAGAUGCAGUAAUGUGUUUGGUGCCUUUGUUUGAGACAGCACAAGAAAAGUAUCCCAAAUUGAUACACUCCAUACCACUGGCUGUUGAUUUACUGCUCAAUUUUGUUUUGAAUGUGUACGACCCGGCACGUGAUUGUAUCAUGCGGAUAUUUUCGUUUCGUGUGCUUCUCGCAACAUUAUGCAAUUCAAAUCUGGAAGAUAAAUAUAGAUACUUGUAUCAACUUAUUGCAAACAACGAAGGUGUUGAUCAGAAGAAACUUGCCCUUCUCUUAUAUGAUAUCAUCCAUAUUCCAAGAUUUUUUGGCGAAGCAGCAGCAUUUGGUGGCUCGAAUGUGGAACCAUCGGUGCGAUCAUGUUUCGAAACAGCAAAAUACCCACGAUUGAUUUCAGUUGAUGAAUUUUUGAAUUGGUUAAAAAAGGAACCACAAAGUAUUGUUUGGUUACCCGUUAUGCAUCGACUAGCUAGUGCCGAAUUUGCUAAACAUCAGGCGAAAUGUAAUGUCUGCAAGAUGUUUCCAAUUAUUGGAUUACGUUACCGCUGUUUACGAUGUUUCAAUGUUGAUGUUUGUCAAAACUGUUUCUUUAGUCAAAGACUUGCUAAAAAUCAUAAAUUAUCACAUCCGAUACAGGAAUAUUGCUUACCAACGACAUCAGGUGAAGAUGUGCGUGAUUUUGGCCUAAUAGUAAGAAACAAAUUGCGAUCAAAGAGUAAGACACGAAUCGGUUAUCUACCAGUACAAACGGUAGAUGAGGGACCUCCGUUGGAAACCGGUAAUGUUACUCCUGCUAAUCCAUUCACCGAACCAGUCCACAAUCGAAUACAGCUUUGUGCUCGAAGAUUAUGGAGGGCGCAAGGUGAAAAUGGUACACCGAUCCCUGCUUCAAACGACACUGGAGAGGAAAUGAGAAUGAGCAUGACAGAGUUGAAGUCACCUUUACAGCUUUUGUCCCAGGUUGAACAAAUGCACAAGGAGGAGUUGGAUCAAGUACUGCACAAGUUGCAGCACGAAAAUAGAGAACUAAAGAAAGAAAUUGAAAGACGGAGGAAGCUUGGUAAUGCUGUGGGCUCAACGCCGAAUCUAACGCGAGGAAGUAAUGCAGCAAUGUCUCGAAGUGUUACUGAUAACAUGGGAACUGGACGAUCUGUUCCCUCACUUUCUAGUUCUGGCGACGAUCAGCUAUUGAGAGAGGCGUACCUGUUGCGACAGCAUAAGGAACGGCUGGAACAACGAAGCCGGAUAUUAGAAGAACAAAAUCGUCAACUUGAAACACAACUUGCAAGGUUACGAACAGUUAUUGCUCAACAACAAAAUGCUGGAAGCGAAAAUAAGGAAAGUGGUCCGGAAGAACCUGAAUCUAGUGAGGCUUCGGCUGAAGAAGAUGAAGGUAUUGAGUACGAUACAAGACCGAAUCGCAUGAAUUCUCUCAUCGCUUCCGUGGAUCAGCUCGGUCGUGCAAUGCAAUCAUUUGUCGUUUCGGUUGUCAACGACGGUGAUGAAACAAACGAAGAUGAAGAUGAAGUGACUAUCACUGGAAUUUACUGA